AUGCAUUUCAAGCCUUUUGGACUGCAUGACUACACUCUCAAAAACUUGAUGUAUGAAAACAAUUGCUGCAAAUUUUAUGACGCCGUUGAUGAGAAUAACACUUCAUAUGUUUUGAAAUAUAUUCCUUCAGAUCUGAAUUCGGAUGAGGAUACUCUUCCAUAUAUAGAUUACUUCCAGGUUAAGGGGGGGGUUUUCUUGGUAUAUGCUUCGAACAACUUUGCUAAGGAAGGCUCAGAUUACUUUACCUAUGGUAGUGGUAGUAGUGAAGACGUCAGUCUCCCACACGCCGUAGGAAGAACGGUAAAAAAUCUGCAGUUUCUCGAAACAGGACAUCCAAAGUAUAAAAAUUUGGGAACAAAAGAGCAAAAGAUAAGGAGUAGGACCUCAAAGAAAAGUGCAGUCACCAACAAUUCAUCGGGUGAAAAAACACCGAAUCCGAACCCACAAAGUUAUAAGGAACUGAGGCGAGAGGCAUAUGUGGGAAAAUUUCAUGUCAAAAGUAACAAUGAGGGCUCCUCGAAAAUACGAUGCGAAUUUUCAUGUCCCAUUAUUGAAACAAACCGGUCGCCUGGGUUACCGUCUAUCUUAUCAAGAGAAAAGAUCACAUAUCCGAGUAAUGUUCAAGAAAAACAUAUCAGCAUCGUGGAUCCCUCCCUACAAAUAUAUCAUUCUUCCCAUAAAAAAAUUGUCAAAACACCUGUUCCUAGGAACAGCUUUUCUCCAGCCGAAAGAUACCCUCUCAAAGGACAAAAUCUCAAAUGUUAUUCGCCGGGAUCCCUAGUUCGUGGAAGUCCCGAGUGUAAUUUCAAGAGCAACAUCGAGCUGAGGUUACUAGAAAGUUCGAUGUUGCAAAGGAGGCAUUCAACACAAAAUAUUUGA
Molecule: messenger RNA, 879 nt
Organism: Saccharomyces kudriavzevii IFO 1802
Lineage: Eukaryota; Fungi; Ascomycota; Saccharomycetes; Saccharomycetales; Saccharomycetaceae
Gene: HAL1
Product: Hal1p
Exons: 1
Coding region: 1-879 (292 amino acids)
Source: RefSeq, a predicted model, not a curated record